AUGGAUCCCCUGGACAGAGCUCAAGUUCUCCUCCAUUGUGAUCUGUGUCAAACAGCUGCACUACAGAGUCAUUGUACACUAUGUCAGAUUAACCUGUGUAAGGCCUGUGUAUGGGAGCAUCUUUCUGAUUCGUCAAAAAGACAUAAUGUUGUGCCAUACAAGCACAGAAAAUCUGCUACUUAUAACUAUCCAAAAUGUCCAAACCAUUCCCAGAACCAAAGUGAACUUUACUGUGAUCAAUGUGACAUUCCUGUCUGUUCUACCUGCAUCUCCUCUGGAAAACAUAAAGGACAUCAUUUAUCAGAUGUUUUACAAAAAAUCAGCUCCAAAAUAAAAGACAUGGAAAAAGAAUUAAAAGAACUUGAUACUAAACUUUUCCGAAAAUAUGAAGAAAUUGCUUCAGACAUCAAAACCAAAAAAGAAAACUUGGACACGCACUACAGGAAACUGACAGCAGCUGUCACCAAACAAGGAGAAGACUGGCACAGAGAAAUUAACAUCAUUGUCAACAAUAAAAUUUCUGAAAUUGAUGUUAUGAAAACUAAACACCUGGCUGUUCUAUAUAAACAGGAAAACGAAAUGAAACAGAUUGCUUCUGAUGUUAAACAGAGCAUUGUCGAUCUGAAGAACAUUCUGGAAUCCAAUGAAGUGUCCCUUACCUCUGCAUACAAAUCCAGAAAUGCAGAGUUCAGACGUUUACCUCCAGACCUCAACAUUUCAUUACCAAGUUUCUCUCCUCAUCAGAUCAAUACAGUUCAGCUCAAUCAAAUGUUUGGCUCUCUUUCAGCAUUAUCAAUUACAAAAGAAGAAUUCAGUUACACAGUCAAAUCACUGCUUGAUGAACCAGAGCUCAUCACCAUCAUAAGUACUGGGUAUGAAUUUCUACACAGUGUUAUCUGCCUUAGUGAUGAAGAAAUCUGGACACAUGGACAUGACAAAAUCAUGAAACUCUACAACCUCAAAGGUAAAAGACUGAAGUCAAUCAAAACCAAGUCUGGGAAUGAGCCACGUGACAUAGCAGUGACAAGGAGUGGAGAUCUAGUUUAUACUGACCCUAAUACAAGAACUGUAAACAUAGUGAAGAAUAAACAGAUACAGGAAGUGAUCAAACUACAGGGGUGGAUACCUCUCAAUGUCUGUAGUAUCUCUUCUGGUGACCUCCUGGUUACCAUGACAAGUGAUGAUGGUACACAAUCAAAAGUUGUCCGUUACUCUGGCUCCACAGAGAUACAAACCAUUCAUUUUGAUAGUGAAGGCAAACCUAUGUAUUCAUUUGGUUCUAUUACAUACAUCAGUGAGAACAGAAACCUCGAUGUAUGUGUGGCUGACUACGCAGCCAGUGCAGUAGUGGUAGUUAAUCAGGCAGGAAAAUUCCGAUUUACAUACGAUGGUCAUCCCUCUACUAACAAGAAGAAAUAUACAUUUAAUCCAGUCGGCAUCACAACAGACAGCCAGAGUCAAAUCCUGACAGCAGACUUUGACAACAACUGUAUCCACAUCCUAGAUCAGGACGGACAGUUCCUCAGUUAUAUUGAUAAUUGUGAUCUACAGCGUCCAUGGGGUUUAUGUGUAGACACAAGAGACAACCUCUUUGUGACUGAGUGGAAAAGUAGUAAAGUGAAGAAAAUCAGAUACAUGUAAACACUGCAUUAUGUCUAGAAAUGACCGUGAAUAAGAUUUAGUUAGGCACUGAGGGUUAAAAGUCAUCUGACUUAGGACUAAUCAAAUCAAAUUACAAGAAGUAUAUGCA
Saccostrea cuccullata (small rock oyster) is the source of this 1750-nucleotide messenger RNA. Its product is annotated as E3 ubiquitin-protein ligase Trim36-like. Gene Ontology annotation, biological process: protein monoubiquitination. Gene Ontology annotation, molecular function: zinc ion binding; ubiquitin protein ligase activity; protein binding. The coding region runs from base 1 to 1641 and encodes 546 amino acids. The record is from RefSeq and is a predicted model, not a curated record. The transcript has a single exon. NCBI's taxonomy places the organism in Eukaryota, Metazoa, Mollusca, Bivalvia, Ostreida, Ostreidae.